AUGGCGGAAAAUAACACAAAAAUAAUCCCCAAGCUAUAUUUCAUACCUAUUUGUGCCUUCUUACCAAUCUUUGCAUCAGCGCAAAUGAUCGGAAUGCAAUGAACCGCAUUAAGUGACUCUAUGGCUGUUAAAACAAUAUUCAGAUUGUCUGCAAGUGGAGGAUGAAUCCUAUCUGCAAUUCCCAUCGAAAUAUCAGCGAUACUUACAAAUAGAAAAUAA
Blepharisma stoltei is the source of this 219-nucleotide messenger RNA. The record is from the annotation of a GenBank genome assembly. NCBI's taxonomy places the organism in Eukaryota, Ciliophora, Heterotrichea, Heterotrichida, Blepharismidae.